This is a messenger RNA of Centruroides sculpturatus (bark scorpion), 603 nucleotides long. RefSeq names its product S-phase kinase-associated protein 2-like. The annotation marks the transcript as partial. The transcript is spliced from 2 exons. The record is from RefSeq and is a predicted model, not a curated record. NCBI's taxonomy places the organism in Eukaryota, Metazoa, Arthropoda, Arachnida, Scorpiones, Buthidae.
AUGUUUCAAGUUUGGUUGAAAAUUGCCCUGAUAUUAUAGAUUUGGAUUUGAGUGAUGCAACACUAUUAACGGGUUUAACUAUCGAUUUCAUUAUUAAUGGUCUUCCAAAACUGCAACAUCUACAUUUGAGUAGAUGCUAUAAUAUUCCUUCAAUUAGUUAUUUAUCACUAAGCAAUAUUUCAUCUCUUCAACAAUUUGUUUGUUUUGGAAUUUUGACUGAAACAGCACUUCAAACUCUGAGGGGUAAUCUUCCAAACAUAGAAAUUAAUAGACAUUUAUUUUCUUUUAUUGCCAGGCCAACUACUGGUAUAAGAAGAACUAGUAUUUGGCAUUUAAGAGUAAGAGACUAAAAACUAAUUGGAAAUUUCAUUAUCAUUCCAAACAGAUAUAAGUUUACAUUCUAAAAUUUUGUAAUUUAUCAUGUUUAAUGUUUCAAACCAUUAUCAUUAUUUUAAUUCUUUUUCCAAGUAAACAUUUAUAUUGAUGCAAGUAUGUUUUGUGAUUACAAAAAUUUCUAAUUGUUUGUUAAUCCAUAAUGUGUUCUAGCAUUAUAGGGAAAAAAGUAAUUUACAUUCAGAUACUAUGAAUUUUUUUCUUUUUUUU